UAACCUAAUUCGAAUUUUGAAUUUAACAUUCUAAUUACAUGUUUUCGAAAACUGAAAAACUUUAAUUCAUAAAAAUAUAUUCUAAAGAUUUCCUUAUUUAUUGUUUUAAAGUGGAUAGUUUAAUGAAAUGAAUGAGAUUGAGAAAGACGUAUGCUUACUUGUUUGGAACGAAGAAGUCGGUCAACACGAGAUCUUUGGAAACGUAAAAUUAAAAUUUUGGUCUUCUGGAAAAAUUAAUUUUCAAAUAUCGGGACAAGGGAAUUCGGUGUCCGGUAGCGUUUGUAAAAUGUGGGCAGAUUCAGAAACCAAAAAUAUUCAUUGGACCACAGAUGAUGCGGAAUAUGUUUUAUUACACCACAAAAAGCCCGAAGUUGGAAAAAUGGAGUCACUUUCCAUGACAAUAGAGAAACCUGCAGAAGAAAAUAAAUUUGGCGUUUUACAAUUUCAUUUAUCUAAUAAAUCUGGCAAUACCUGGGAGAACAACAAUGUUAUUUACAACAUGAAAAAACGUAACGAAAAAAUGUCAAAAUUCUCUGAAAAACAAAAAGAAAUCGUUGAAUAUAAGCAGUUAUGCGAAGCUAAUCAAAAUUCCGAAGAGUUCGAGAAUGAAAUUUGCUCAAAACCUAAAUCAAAAUGGACUCUACCGUAUUAUAAGUCAGAUAAAGUCAAUACAGUCGAUGAAAAUCAAGUCAAGUGCGAAGGAAGUUUACUCGAAUGUAAAAAGAAAUCGUUUCGUCUGUAUUAUAAAUUAAACGAUAAUUCUAACUUCAUAAAAAGAAAGAAAAUUAUUUUUCGAAAGAAAUUUUUAACGUUGGUACUUGAAAAAUUAAGAAGAGUGCAUACAUCGACAGAAUUUAAGAUAAAAGGAAAACAACUCGAUAAUAUCUGUGAGAAUAAAGAAAACAAUGAAAUAGAAAAGAAAGCUAUCGCAAGAUUAAAUAGUUCACAUCAACGAUUAAUAAAUAAUCUAAGAAACAAACGAAUUAUACUAAAUUGUGUAUUAUUAUUGACAUCAUUUCUUUCCUUACCAUUCAUCUUCAUGAUUUUUCAUUGUUGUGAUCCGGAGUUUGAUGGCGAGAGAGACAAUGAAAUUAUAUAAUAAAAGCGUACCUUUUAUUAACUUUAUAAUUUGAUAUAUUUCGAACGAAUAUAAUAUAUUUAUUUUUAAUGUUUUAAGGCCAAAUCUACGUAGUCACGCGCGAGUUGAAAAAUAUCGAACGAAAAAUCGAAUAACAGGUGAAUAAAAUUAGUUCAAAAAAUUUUGUCUUUCAUAGGUAUGCGAUGGAAUGAUUUUCUUUUUUCGAAUAAAAAGUAAAUAUUGAAACAUUUGUCGCCUAUCCUUCGGUUUGUGAUCGCUAUUCUACAAGUAAAUAAAAAAAGCAGCGAUUACAGUGGUCGAUGUUUCCUCCAGUUACUAAUUUUAAUUAAUGUUCUAAAAGUUAUAUACACGGUUAUCUAAAUUAUUGCUUCACUACUGAAAAAUGCCCACUAUUAUGCCGUACAUUAAAAGCCAGCUAACCGAAUAAGUUACAGCGUGAUCCCACUGAUUAAUAAAUUAACCGGUUCCGGAUUCCAAGCCAGCAGCUAUACUUCUGGUGCGAAAUCCGCCCAAAAAUUUUUCAUGGGUUCUCGGUCCCGGAUAAAUCAAUUUCAGUUUUUCAGGACUGGUUAAUCCCAAUGUAAACCUGAAAGAACCGAUGACGGAUACGAUUAAAAUAUGCUUAACCUGUCAAAAUUAAGUUCAAACCUAUCGCGAAAACUCUUUCUCCGUCGUUAUCACAAAGAUUUAUAAAUACAAAGCAAUGCGAAAGUCGAAAUAUUU
Molecule: messenger RNA, 1822 nt
Organism: Centruroides sculpturatus (bark scorpion)
Lineage: Eukaryota; Metazoa; Arthropoda; Arachnida; Scorpiones; Buthidae
Exons: 4
Coding region: 128-1099 (323 amino acids)
Source: RefSeq, a predicted model, not a curated record